CUAUUCGGAAUUCUGAAGUUUCAUCGAUAACCCUUUCAAAGAAAGCCGAAGCAAUGAUCCCCACCCACAUUAAAUGACGCCACGAUUAUAUCUAUAUCUCUGUCUCCAUAGCUGUCCAUUUCAAUAAUUGUGUCGUAAAACAUAAUUAUGCAAACGAAUUAAAAAAAACUAAUCUCGGAAUCUUCUUUUGAACAGUGUGAAACUCUUUACAUUCUGAUAACAUAAAGAGUCUUCAAUCAGCCUCGGGCAUGGUUAUUCGUGGGUUUUGUUGACCAUUCUGGGUUUGCCUCCGUCAAACUCGAAUAAUUUUCAGCCACUUAUCUUUCACAGUGAUUCUGCUCCGCCUGGGGCAGCCACGUGGACUAUAGUGGGCGAGGUUGUCUUCUUCUGCGCGGAUUUUGUUUUUUUUGCUAUAUAAGGGGCAGCUUCACAAAUUGUUUUCUCUGGGUCAGGCGAAAUAAUGAAACCAGAGCAUAAAGUUGCCGGAGCAAGCGUUCCUCUGUUGCCGGAGGUUCGGACAGAGGAGGUUGAAACAUCAGAUGGGGCGUCGAUUUCUAGUGCUAUUUUUAAUGUUUCGACUAGCAUGGUCGGAGCAGGGAUCAUGUCGAUUCCGGCAACUUUUAAGGUUCUGGGUAUCAUUCCUAGUUUCGUUGUGAUCCUGAUUAUUGCAUUUUUCGUUGACGUCACGGUGGAAUUCCUUUUAAAGUACACACGUCAUACUGGAGUGUUGGAUUCUUAUGGUGCUCUCAUGGCCGAGUCAUUUGGAAAACCGGGAGCUGUUGCACUUCAAGUUUGCGUCUUGAUCACCAACCUUGGUGCCAUGAUCAUUUAUUUGAUCAUCAUCGGAGAUGUACUAUCAGGAAAUCAGUCGGAUGGGUCAGUUCACUUGGGUGUUCUUCAGGAAUGGUUUGGAGUGCAUUGGUGGAAUUCGCGCUCAUAUGCACUCCUGUUUAUUGUGCUCUUUAUUAUGCUCCCUUUGGUUGUCUUGCGGCGAAUAGAUUCUUUGCGGUAUGCUUCUGCUGUUUCUAUCCUGUUGGCCGUGCUUUUUGUGAUACUAUGCUCAGGGAUGGCUAUACGAGCAAUGUUAUUAGGUAAAACAGAGAAAUCAAGACUUCUGCCGGACUUUGCCCAUGGGAUGUCCUUCUUUGAACUCUUCACCACUAUUCCCGUCAUUGCAACAGCCUUUGGAUGCCAUGUAAAUGUUCAUCCAAUCAGAGCGGAGCUGGGUAGACCUUCUCAGAUGAGCUCGGCAGUCAGGAUUUCGUUGGUGCUAUGUGUCGCCAUUUAUUUUGCAGUUGGCUUUUUCGGAUAUCUGCUAUUUGGAGACGCAAUAAUGGCGGAUAUGCUUGUCAACUUUGAUACUGUGUCAGAGUCGUUCAUGGGUGUAGUGCUAAAUGAUGUGGUUCGGCUAAGUUAUGCAAUUCAUCUCAUGUUGGUUUUCCCCGUGAUGAAUUUUUCCUUGAGGGCCAAUGUAGAUGAAUUGUUCUUUUCGAAGAGGCCAUUAUUGGCAACAGACAACACCAGAUUUUUAUCCCUGACUUGCAUAAUACUUCUGUUGUCAUACAUGGCUGCGGUAGCAAUCCCAAAUAUUUGGUACUUCUUUCAGUUUAUGGGGACAACCACCGUUGUCUUCAUCAUGUUUAUAUUUCCCAGCUCAAUUAUCCUAAGGGAUGUUCAUUGCAUAUCGACAUUUCGAGAUAAGAUUUUGGCAGUACUUGUGAUAAUACUGGCGAUAGGGACUAGUUUGAUUGCCAUUGCCUCCAAUGUAUACAAUUACGUCGGAGGGAAGUGACAAUUCUUGUAUCCAAAUCAAAGUGAUGGUUGCUUCUAGCGCAGUGAAAUGAGAAAAACGGUGAAUCCGGAAGUUCUUACCCUCUUCCAUUUGGGUUAUACUUAGAAGAGUGGCAAACUGCCAAAAUGACCCAAGACUCUCGUUUCUCUUCUACCGUUCUGAGCUUCCCUGUCAAUUUCAUCCUUUUGUUUUAUUAUAUCGCAAUAGAACGGAAAAAUGAAAAUCAGAAUUGAGUGAAUGUGGUUGGUGCCUCUUUACGUCUUUAAGAGUCUUUCUUACAAUGCUGAAGUUUGAAAAGAACAGCCUAGAACCAGAAAGACAACGCAGUGAUCCUGCAGUAACUUGGUAUCAAAGCCUAAUAAUUAUAACCCACCCUUUUUUUUGAGCUUUUGUUUUGAAUUUUGCCGGACAUCUGUCCAUGCCGUAAUGGUGUGUGCUGGUUCUGGGGCUUCUGGAUGAGUCGAUGUUGAAAUUCUACUCAUCACGAUUAUCCAUUUCUUAGAUACUUAGAACGGGGUAACGCCAAAGAGACAUAGAGUUUAAAUCGCAGACUUGAGGUGCAACCUUAACUCAUGCAAGGAUUCGUAACAACGGGAACAGACCAUUAGGCUAGCUAGAUGCUACCUUAGAAGUGUCGAAACAAAUGGUUUUAUGGAUCACUUGUCUUAGUAUGGUUAGACUCGAGACCAUCAACGGGGUGUCCGCUAAUUCAAUUAAGAUGCAAGUACAAUCAAACACAAGUCAGAUGUUGACAAUUUGUGAUUGAAGGCAAAAUAU
Oldenlandia corymbosa var. corymbosa is the source of this 2569-nucleotide messenger RNA. NCBI's taxonomy places the organism in Eukaryota, Viridiplantae, Streptophyta, Magnoliopsida, Gentianales, Rubiaceae. The record is from the annotation of a GenBank genome assembly.